Messenger RNA from Sorex fumeus (smoky shrew), 2841 nucleotides. It is a transcript of the gene CRLF3, whose product is annotated as cytokine receptor like factor 3. NCBI's taxonomy places the organism in Eukaryota, Metazoa, Chordata, Mammalia, Eulipotyphla, Soricidae. The record is from RefSeq and is a predicted model, not a curated record. The transcript is spliced from 8 exons. Gene Ontology annotation, molecular function: protein binding. The coding region runs from base 93 to 1409 and encodes 438 amino acids.
UUCCGCCUGCGCUGGGCCGCUCGGCGGCGGCGGCCGGGAGAGUCGGCAACCGAGUCCGCACUGGCGGGCCGCGCGGCCGGGCGAGGGGGGCCAUGGAGCUGGAGCCCGAACUGCUGCUGCAGGAGGCCCGCGAGAACGUGGAGGCGGCGCAGAGUUACCGGCGGGAGCUGGGCCAGCGCCUGCUGGGGCUGCGGGAGGCGCGGAGGCAGAUCAAAGAGAGUGCAUCACAGACAAGAGAUGUCCUCAAACAGCAUUUUAAUGACUUGAAGGGAACCCUAGGAAAGCUUCUGGAUGAGAGAUUGGUGAGCCUCCUGCAGGAGGUGGACAGCAUCGAACAGGAGACCAUCAAACCCCUCGAUGACUGCCAGAAGCUUAUAGAGCACGGAGUCAAUACCGCGGAGGACUUGGUGCAUGAAGGAGAGAUCGCCCUCCUUGGUGGCGUCGGAGAACACAAUGAAAAACUCUGGAGCUUUACCAAAAAGGCUUCACACAUUCAGCUGGAUAGCUUACCAGAGGUGCCUUUACUGGUUGAUGUGCCCUGUUUAUCGGCUCAGUUGGAUGACUCGAUUCUUAACAUAGUAAAAGACCACAUUUUUAAGCAUGGAACCGUAGCAUCUCGCCCACCAGUACAGAUAGAAGAACUGAUAGAGAAACCUGGAGGUAUCAUAGUCCGAUGGUGUAAGGUGGACGAUGACUUUACAGCCCAAGACUACAGGCUCCAGUUCCGCAAAUGCACGGCCAGUCACUUUGAGGACGUGUACGUCGGCUCGGAGACGGAGUUCAUUGUGCUGCACAUAGACCCCAAUGUGGACUACCAGUUCCGAGUGUGUGCCCGGGGAGAUGGCCGGCAGGAGUGGAGUCCGUGGAGCGUCCCCCAGACGGGCCACUCCACCCUGGUGCCACAUGAGUGGACCACUGGCUUUGAGGGGUACAGUCUGAGCAGCCGAAGAAACAUAGCCCUCCGGAACGACUCGGAAUCGUCAGGGGUUCUCUACUCCAGUGCUCCAACUUAUUUCUGCGGGCAGACCUUAACUUUCAGAGUGGAAACUGUGGGACAGCCAGACAGAAGAGACAGUAUCGGAGUGUGUGCAGAAAAGAGGAACGGCCAUGAGUCCCUGCAGCGGGAUCAGGCGGUGUGCAUUAGCACCAAUGGUGCAGUUUUUGUAAAUGGAAAAGAAAUGACUAAUCAGUUGCCUGCAGUUACUUCUGGAUCCACUGUCACAUUUGACAUUGAAGCUGUGACUCUAGGGUCCAUCAAUAAUAGUGAAGGUGGAAACUUUAAACUUCGAGUAACUAUUAGCUCAAAUAACAGGGAAGUAGUUUUUGAUUGGUUACUUGAUCAAACUUGCGGUUCACUUUACUUUGGAUGCUCGUUUUUCUAUCCUGGAUGGAAGGUGUUGGUGUUCUAGAUUUUUGGAUUUUUGAGUGGAUGUCUUUGACUUAAAGAGUUUCACUGUAGCUGCCCUUGGCCCAAUUUUAUGAUAAUUGAUUUUAAAAUGAUUAGAUUCAUCUCUCAGUUAAGCCAUGGGAAUGGAAAGUGUUUACUGGAUAUAUUUUGGUUAUCUUUUUGGGUCACACUCAGCAGUGCUCAGGGGUUCUUCCUGGCUCUGCACUCAGGAGUUACUCCUGGCAGUGUUCAGGGGACCAUAUGGGAUACCUGGGAUUGAGCCCGGGUGCAAGGCAAAUGCCUUACCCUCUGUACUGCCACUCUGGCCAUAUUUUGGUAUCUUUUCAGUAAGAGACUUGAAUAUUGUGGACAGAACCAUCAUACCAUCAUAUUCAUUUGUUUGUGUAGUGGUCAUUGCAAUUUAAUAAUAAAAAUUAAUUUGACAGAGUGUGAAGAGAUGCAGAGAAGCCUAUACCCUUCCCGUGCACUUCUUUUUUGCACUUCUUUUUAAAAUUGGGUCUUAGAAUAGAAAAAUUUGAUGUAGCAUUUAAAAAAAAAAUCUCUAUUUUUAAGGAGCCAAGGCCAUGUAAUGCAACAGGAGUAGACUAGCAAGAAAGAAGACAGAGUAUUGAGUGUGCUUGUCCAGGUAUUUGUAAGCAGUGUUGGAUUUUAUCACAUGUUCAGUAAUUCUGAAGUCUCAAACACAUGAUUUUUACAUUGUUUUGGUUUAGUUUGGUAGCCACACCUAGUGGUGCUCAGGGAUUACCCCUAGUGGGGCUCAGGGGACCAUGUGGGGUGCCAGGGGUCAAACCUGGGUCAACUGCAUUAAGGCAAGUGCCUUACCCACUGUAUUACCUCUCUAGCUCCAGAAGUUGUUUAAAAUUGACCGAAUAUCGAAGUGGGCAAUGUGUUCUUUUGUUUUCACAUUGAUUUAGGAUAGGCUAGUGGGGCUCCACGAGAUACAGCUACUUGGCAAAGGCUGCUGCACAGUGUUGGUGGUUCCCACACACAGAGCCGGCCUUGGUGGCGCAUAGGUCACUCUUCAUGGGCAGGGCUGAGUCCAGUUUAAUGUCAGUUUUUUUCAGUGGUCUUUAGUGGACCAAACAAAUAAAGGGUGAUUACUUGACCUAUUUCUUUAAAGUUUAAAUUUGUUUAAAAUAUUUAUUCAAAGGACACAGCUUAUAAAAGGUGAUCGUAACUGCUAUACCCGCCAUCAGAUUUUUUUUUAAUGUGAAUUAUUUUUUUCAUUUUUACCGAGAAAAGUAGAAAAGCAAGUUUGAUAUUUUUGUAAGAUAAUUUAUUUAGGGACUCAGAGUCCCUGUUAGACAAUCAUGACCUUUCCCCUUGCCUUAUAUAUGUAUAUAUAAAUAUAUGUUGUCUUUCACUUGUUUAGGUGAUGUUAAGAUAUGCUAGAAUGUAGAUGCCUUGUCCAACUGUCUGAAAUGAAAUAAAAG